This is a messenger RNA of Daphnia pulicaria, 1479 nucleotides long. RefSeq names its product peptidyl-prolyl cis-trans isomerase FKBP8-like. Gene Ontology annotation, molecular function: protein binding; peptidyl-prolyl cis-trans isomerase activity. NCBI's taxonomy places the organism in Eukaryota, Metazoa, Arthropoda, Branchiopoda, Diplostraca, Daphniidae. The transcript has 8 exons. The coding region runs from base 106 to 1275 and encodes 389 amino acids. The record is from RefSeq and is a predicted model, not a curated record.
GUCGUGGCGUCGUCUGCUAGUGUAGCCUGUCAAUAACUUUAGUAACCGCUGUUCUGCUGGUAUCAAAUAAACUCUUCUAGAACACUCGGUUACCUGUUCAUCAUCAUGGAAGAGUCUACUGAAACCAAAGAAACUGUCCAAGAGAUUGUUACACCCGAAGGUCAGGUUGGUGAGGAUACCGAAGAGCAUGAAGACAGCCAAAAAAUUAAAGUUCCAGACCCAAGCAUUGAUGAAGAGGCUGGAAAGAUGCAACCUUUGGAAACUCCAGACAAGGAUAAUAUCGAAGACACAACAUUGAUUGAAGGGGCCUGGGCUGAUAUUUUGGGCAGUGGUCAGUUGAAAAAGAAGACCGUCAAAAAGGGAAUACCAAACACCAGACCAACAACCAAUGAAAUAUGCACAAUUAAAAUCUCUGGCCAACUUGUAGAUGGUAAAGCUGUUGAUGUUCAAGAAAAGUUCUCUUUCCAACUUGGAGACUUGGAGGUUAUUCAAGGCAUCGAUCUCAUCGUUGCAUUGAUGGACUGUCACGAAAUCAGUCAAGUGGAGGUUCAGCCACGUUUUGCUUAUGGAAGUCUCGGAAAUGGCAAAGAUAUUCCACCGGAGGCCACCAUUCUUUACACAAUUGAACUGCUAGAGGUAUCUAAAGAAACAGAUUUAGAAUUGGUCAACAUCGACGAAAGACUCCGGAUAGGAAACGCUAAACGCGAACGUGGCAACUGGUGGUACAGCAGAGGAGAUUUUACGUCAUCUAUUCAGUGUUAUCGGAGAGCCUUGGAUUAUCUCGACACAGAAAAUGAAACAGAAACGGAUUCUCCAGAGAAAUUGCAAGAGAUCUUGGAUGACCGGCUAAAAGUCUACAAUAACAUGGCAGCAGCACAAAUGAAAAUCGAGGCCUACGAUGCAGCUUUGAAAUCAGUGGACAAUGUUUUGAGAUGCCAGAAAGACAAUGUGAAGGCAAUCUACCGCAAAUCCAAGAUUGUUACGGCCAUGGGUAAAAUGGGCGAAGGAAUAGCACUGUUGGAGAGGGCUUUACAUCUCGAUCCAUCCAGCAAAAUCGUCCAGCAAGAUUUAAUGCGCCUGCAAGCCAAGCAGAAAUUGGAAGUUCAGAAGGAGAAGUCUUUAUACAAGAAAAUGUUCAAUCUGAAUUCUACACCAGCACCCACCACUUCGCAGGGAAAGCCCAAAGUUAAGCUGACGGUGCCAUGGACAUUGAUGAUUGGAGCAGUGACUGCAGUCGUUGCGAGCUACGUUACAUACCGUUUCAAACUCUUCUAAAAUAUUUGUUGGUGGUUCGUGUGUAAGCUGCUGAUCAAAUAUCAAGUUGCUUUGGAAAAUUUCAAGGCCCAUCGACCGGUUUAAGUUAAAAAAAACAAUUAUUCGUCAUUAGUUUGAAUGGAAUCAUUCCCUUAUCUUGUUCGUAACUUUAAGUGGCCGCAAUCAUUUCUUUUUGCGAAAAAGUAAUAAAUGCCUUCCUUAAAA